Messenger RNA from Chanos chanos (milkfish), 6378 nucleotides. RefSeq names its product gon-4 like b (gene gon4lb). Gene Ontology annotation, biological process: regulation of DNA-templated transcription. Gene Ontology annotation, molecular function: transcription coregulator activity. Gene Ontology annotation, cellular component: nucleus. The record is from RefSeq and is a predicted model, not a curated record. Lineage: Eukaryota; Metazoa; Chordata; Actinopteri; Gonorynchiformes; Chanidae.
AUGAAUUUGGGCCGGAAACGCAAGUUUGGCUCUCCAGAGUCCAGAUCUGUCCGUUCAAAGCUCUUCAAUAAAGAUAUCUCCUCCAAUGUGGCACUCAGUUUUGGAAAGAGGAAAGUCUCCACUCCCACCAAAAGGAAGGGAUGGAGACUGGCUCACAGUACAUCAUCUCCCAGGCGACAGUCUCCUAGAUUCAAGUGUCAUGUUGACAGUGGAAAAGAUGGGGAGCAGUCCUCCAGCUCUGUGUCAUCACCGUUACUGUCAGAGGAAGAUGCUGAGCUUGGUUUGGUGAUCACUCUUGACGAGGAGAGAUGUGAAGAGCAGAAACCAAUGAGGGGGAAGAAUAGGGGUAAGCCAAAGAGACUGAUGGCAAGUGGUGAUGAAGAGGUUCAGUCAGGAUCUGAGAAGGAUGUGGAGUUGACCUAUCAGGAAGAUCCUAUGGAGGAAGACCUACACAAGCUGGACCGGGACCUGGAAAUCAAGUCACGACAACACAAUUUAACCUCUGUUAACGUCCGCAACAUCCUUCAUGAGGUGAUUACCAAUGAGCAUGUUGUAGCUAUGAUGAAAGCAGCCAUCAGAGACACCCAGGACAUGCCAAUGUUUGAGCCCAAGAUGACCCGCUCCAAACUCAAAGAGGUUGUUGAGAAAGGGGUGGGUAUUCCUACCUGGAACAUUUCACCCAUCAAAAAGCCCAAUGAAGUCAAGCCCCCUCAGUUUGUGGACAUCCCUCUGGAGGAGGAAGAGGACUCAUCUGAUGAAGAGUACUGCCCUGAUGAGGAUGAAGAGGACGAAACUGCAGAGGAGACAUUCCUGGAGAGUGAUGUGGACAGCACAGCAUCAUCUCCGCGCAUCAGCAGAAGAUCUCGCUCCAGGACCCCGCUCCAGGAGUCCCCCGAGUGUGAGAACGAGAACAGUAACAGCCCCAGACAGCCCAAACCGUUCAGACACUUGAGCGUUGAGGCAGUUCCUAUGGGACCUCCUCCACCUCCGCAGUCCUGUGACUCCUCACGGCCUGCCAGGGCGGCUGACUCCGUCUUCAUGGAGAAACUUCACGCUGUAGAUGAGGAGUUGGAGCUCAGCCCUAUCUGUAUGGAACCUUAUCAGACUCUGGGUGGCGGUAGUGAGGCAGAGGACAGUCUGGUGGCGUGUCGGACCCGCUCCAAGCGUCCCCUGCGGGACAUCCCGCUGGGCAGGUUGGAGGCGGAGCUCCAAGCUCCCGACAUCACGCCGGACAUGUACGACUGUGGCUCAACGCUGGAGGAUCGCGAGUGGAGCGAGUGGCUGCGUGGUCUCAUGGCAUCCGACAUCGAGAACGAAGAGGAAGGUGACGACGACGAUGAUCCUGAAUACAACUUCCUGGAAGACCUGGACGAGCCCGACUUGGAAGACUAUCGGAAUGACCGUGCAGUUCGCAUCACCAAGAAGGAAGUGAAUGAGCUGAUGGAGGAGCUGUUUGAGACGUUCCAGGAUGAGUUAGGAGUGAACGAACAGGAUGAAGAAGGGCGCGAAGAGGACGAGGAGAGGGACGAAGAGGCGCCUCAGACGGGAGCUCCCAAAUUCAAUGUUCCACAAGCCAUUCGGUUUGAGGAGCCUCUAGCCAACAUGUUGACAGAAUGCAGACGCACAGUCAGAGAGCAGCUGGAUGCCCUGCAGCAGCGCAGAGAGAACCAAGCCAAGACGGACCAGAACGCAGCCGUACCCCAGAUGAUGCUGCUGACUCAGGAGAAUGCCCUGGUUCUCACGUCUCCACAGAAACAGCAGCUGCAACAGCAGAUUCAACAGCACAUCCAGCUCCUGACGCAGGUGAAUAUGCUGAGCUCCCCAGUGGAGGCUCUUCACAAUGAGGCUGAAACAACCAAACUCUUCCUGAUGGAGAUGCAGUCGUUUGCGGAGCGAGCAGAACAAGCACGUGCGGCUCUAAACCCAGGCUUCCUUAGUGUCUUCAGGGCAUGGAACCUGAAGCCAUCUCUGGAGCUGCUGGAGGAACUGAAACAGUCUCCCUCUUCACUCAUCCCUGCACCCAAACCAACACGCUCCCAUGCCGUGCGAACGUAUCCGCUGCUCCCACCCAAGAUAGCCUGGCUGCUGGCCACUCGGCCUGUGUUCAUGUAUCCUGAGCUGCUGCCCCUCUGUAGCCUGGAUCCAGCUUUGCAUCCACCCCGCACCAAACCCACAUACACUAAGGGAGAAGAUGGCUUGAUUGUCCUGGGGUUGAAACACUUCAGUCAAACUGAGUUUCCCUACCACCUCAUGUGCCGAUAUCUUAUCCGGACGAAGAAACAGGAACAGCUGCGGAUCCGUGUUCAUGACAUGUGCUCGAGCCGUGCCUCAGAUAACAUCAUCAAGUUUUACUGUCAACACAAGGUGGUCCCUCCUCUGCCUGUUGCAUGCUCGCCUGUUUUGCCUGGAGAAGAGCGCCCUCCAGUGGAGAGAGAAGAGAUCACCUUGCCUAACUGGCUUCGGAAGAGUUUACCGUGUAUCCACAAGGCAGUGCUGGAAUACAACCAACAAAAUGCGGGGGCAACACUGGACACAAUGUCAGCUCAGUCUCCACCUUCUUGCGUAUUUCCAGAGGGAACUGUCUACCCACCGUCACUCCCCAAAAAUGUUAAUCUACGCUUGCAUCCCUCGUUCAGGGUGGAGCGUCCAAACCAAAAACAGAACACCAAGCCCCGCCCUCUUCGCGGUUUUGCACGUCCGGCCCUUGCACCAUUGGCAAAAGCUCCCACAGGUCCUGUGGGCUCAGUAAAUAUCAUUACCACUGUUCGUGGACCUCUUCCUCCUCAAAGGGUCAUCCUAUUGGCCAAAGCACCUUGCACUCCAAUUAGUGGGGCUGUUCCACUGUCACAAACCCCUUUGACUCCAGCACAUGGCACUUGCCCUGUUAAUCUUCAGUACAUUGGUCAGGAACCUGUAUGUGGGGUCCCAUUGGACACGCCUGCGGUAUUGCCUCCUGCUGUUUUUCGGGUCCCCUCAACCGUGUCUCACGAUACCUCUCGCCACAGCCCGGGGGUAGUUACAACAUGUGUAGUGCAACCAGUGCUCAAGAAUACAGAGCUCCCAAAAAAACGAAUCAUCCCCAGAAAACUGCUUCCCAUCCAACCUGCUCCAGUAAAACCUACACCUGAACUCCCUCAGCUUUUCACAGUCACUGCAGGCGGUGAAGUGAAUAUGCUACAUCUUAGCAGUAUUGCUCCUACAGCUUCACCAGUUACAGUCGCCAAUGAGACUCCAAGUGUUGUUCAGAAUAAACAAGCUCCUGUGGUUGUUAUUAACCAACAACAGCCUUCUGUGUUAGUCACCAACAGUGUCCACCAUAAGCCUGUUGUGGAUGAAUUGGCCAAGACACACUCUUCUACCUCUCCCCUUCAAGGGAACGUCAGUCAUCUGACCCAUGACUUUUCCCAGCUUUGUAAACUUUCCCAACUCCCAUUAUCUGGUCCUAUCCCCGCAGACCCUUGCCAAGUCACACAACCCAAACCACAUGACAAUGACGUCAUACCGAAGUCUAGCCCAGUAGUGUUCUCUCACACCUCAUCUGCCAUUCUCACUCCCAAUGUUAAAUCCAGCCCUGACAAUCCAGCAGUAGAUAAGCAGGACUGUCGGGGUCUUAGUCUGGCAGAUUUGAAAGGGGAACCUGGUAAUACUCCUUUCGAAUCAGGUACUAUAACUCUAGCUAUGAAAUCUGAAGCACUCUCAGCCCUAUCUGGUUCACCAUUGGACAGUUCCCAGUACGUACUGGCUCAGACUGCCAUACAGGGCACGCCGCACUUUAUCCUGGUACCCAAACACAGUUUGAUAUCAAAUCAACCCAUGUCCUUCACUGCUGAAAAACCUGACACAAAUGUACUAGUGCCAUCCCCACAGGGGAGCUGUGCCGGCGCCCUGGAGAGGAUGAUGGAAGAAGAGGGAAAGGAAGAAUGGAAACAGCCUGUAGAAAGAAGAAAUGAGGAGGGCGGGAGAGUAGAGGAGCUGGUUAGUCAUUCUGAUAUAUCAAAGAGUGAUAGUGAAAAUGAGAAGUUGGAUGGUGAGGGUAGACAGGCCCAUGUCAGAGUGGCCUUGCCUACACUUACCUGUGGCCCACAGAGAGGUCCAUCACCAGGUCUUCACAUACUGAGCACUGGAGCUAAGGGUCAGGAGUGUUCUGGAGGUGGAGAGGAGCAGAAAGAGAAGAACGGGGGGGAGAGGGAGGCAGGUGAUGGAAAGGAACAUCAGAAUGGUGAAGCUGGUGAUAAAGGAGAGAAAGAUGGAAAUGGAGAGGAGGAGAAGAAUGGAGGAAUGGGCCAAGGAGCAGGGGAAGGUGAUGAUGGUGGAGAGAGGGAUGGAGGUAAUGAUAAAAACGACGGAGAGAAAGAUGGAGAUGGCGAGCGUGAGAGACCAGGGGAUGAAGAGGAGGAAGAGGACUUUGAUGACCUCACUCAGGAUGAAGAUGAGGAGGAAGUGAUGUCAUCGGCUUCUGAGGAGUCUGUGCUUUCUGUGCCUGAAUUGCAGGAGACCAUGGAAAAGUUGACCUGGUUAGCAUCCGAAAGAAGAUUAUGUGGUAUGGGGGAUUCUGAAGAGGACAAUUCUCCAAAUUCUCCGAACUCGCCAAACUCCCCCAAUUCCCCUGAACUGUCACAGAACUCCCAGGAGGAGAACUCUGAGGAAGAGGAGGAGGGUGCGACAAAGGGGGAAGAGUCUGAGGCAGGGGAAGGAGAUGCUAGUAAGCUUCCUGGAGGAGACGUCCCUCAGGAAGAUGACCCCCCACAGACCAGUGGGAAAGGAGCCGGGCGUGGCAGAGGACGAGCACGCCCCUCCCGAAGUCUCCGGCGUAGUCGACGGCAAGAACGGGGCAGCAAGGAUGCUUCCAAACUUUUACUGCUCUAUGACGACCACAUCCUUGAUAACGACCCUAUGAGAGAAAGCAAAGACAUCGCGUUCGCCCAGGCUUACCUUAACAGGGUGCGCGAGGCCUUGCAGGAUGUGCCGGGGAGGAUGGAGGAAUUUUUGGGGCUUCUGUACGAGUUUGAGCAGGGCGGAGAUGGACGUAGUGCAGUGGACCUGUUUUUCCAGCUUAAACCUCUGCUCAGAGACUGGCCUGAGCUCCUCAGAGACUUUGCUGCCUUCCUCUUACCUGAACAGGCCUUGGAGUGUGGACUGUUUGAGGAACAGCAGGCGUUUGAACGUAGUCGGCGCUUCCUUAGGCAGCUGGAGAUCAGUUUUGGAGAAAACCCAUCACAUUACCAGAAGAUUGUACGAGCACUACAGGGUGGCCCUGGCCUCAGUCCAGCUGGGAUAGAAGAACUUAAAACACAGAUGGCCACACUCCUGAAAGGUCACACACACCUGCAGGCAGAGUUCUGGGUGUUUUUUGAUGAGCUUCGGCCGACCCCAGCUCGUCCAGGGCAGUUUGAGGAGGCAUCAUGGCCAGAGGAGGGAGGGAGUGUGACAGAUGGCGUGGAUGGUCUCAGUUUGGGAGCAGGGACAUGUGGGGGAUUUGAGGAGGUCACCCUCCCUGACCUGGAGGAAGAGGAAGAAGUUCAGAAGAUCCCACCAAUGACAGCCAGGAGUAGGCGGAGGAAGGAUUUGGGUCCUUACAAGCAGGAAUGUGAUUGGCCAGAUAAAGACUGCUCUUGCCAUUGUCAUGACUCCAACCAUGAUGGCAAGCAUCGGAGACACAAGAGGAAAGGAUGCCCUCGCUGCCAUAGCAACAAGGGCGCUGACGUCUCCAAGGUGAUGAAGGGCCGUGACCCCUCGUAUCCCACAUCAGAUCCUCUCACGGAGAGAGCUGGAGAGGAGAGAGAGGAAGAGAAAGAGACGGGGGCGGAGGUCAAAGACGAGUCUGAAAGUGGGGCCAAUAGCCCCCAUCCUGAUCAAGAAGGGCAAGUGUGGGAUGGUGCUGAGGGAGACCCGCUCCCUAACCCAGAGGCAAGAGAAGAGGAGGAGGAGGAAGAAGAAGAUGAGUGGAAGGAGGGAGAGGGGGAACACCAUCCUUCCCCAAAAAAGCCCCGCAGGGAUGAGGACGAUCCAGCCGCAAGGGAAGAGCCUCAGGCUUCAGCUCCAGAGGAGAGAGACACUCCUCAGCAAGCCCGCUCCAACCUUACUUCAGACACCCCAGUCUGUGCCAAAAACAUCUCCCUUACUCCCAGUGGAGAGAAGGUUAUCCUCUGGACCAGGGAGGCUGAUCGUGUCAUCCUAACUGCCUGUCAACAACAAGGAGCCAGUCAGAGUACCUUCCAGGCUGUCUCUGCGCAACUAGGCAACAAGACUCCCAGUGAGGUCUCCAGGAGGUUUCGGGACCUUAUGAGACUGUUUCACACUGCAGCUCGUCAGGCUAGCUCUGAGGACGAAGCUAGUAACACAGAACAGCAGUCAGCGACGGAUGAAGAACAGGACUGA